Pundamilia nyererei is the source of this 2227-nucleotide messenger RNA. It is a transcript of the gene ppp3cb, whose product is annotated as protein phosphatase 3, catalytic subunit, beta isozyme. Gene Ontology annotation, molecular function: calmodulin-dependent protein phosphatase activity. NCBI's taxonomy places the organism in Eukaryota, Metazoa, Chordata, Actinopteri, Cichliformes, Cichlidae. Bases 332 to 1711 code for a protein of 459 amino acids. The record is from RefSeq and is a predicted model, not a curated record. Gene Ontology annotation, biological process: calcineurin-mediated signaling. The transcript has 12 exons.
UGCUAUACCAGCACCCCCUCACACACACCAACCCCCCUCCCGCCCCCUCUCAGAAAACAAAUUCGGGAUCCAAGCAUGCCACAACAGCAGCUAGGUAUCCGCCUAUCCUCCCCCAAAGUCACCGCAGGCGCAGCAGCAGGCUUCCCCCGUCCGAGAGAGCACGGAGACUCCACCGAGUGAUGCCACUACUGCAGCAAGAAAAGCACCCAGCAACCGCGCAUACUGUCGACGCCUGCCGGAGGACCCGACACCACAAUCUCGGCCCUUGACAGAAGAGAGAGCCCCCCCUUUCCCCAAACCCCUUCGGCUCUAUUCCCGUCCCGACUCCAGGAUGUCCGACUGCAACGCAAGUCCCACCGACCGGGUGAUCAAAUCGGUCCCCUUCCCCCUGGCCCAUCGGCUGACCAUGAAGGAGGUGUUUGACGCGGAGGGCCGGCCGCGAGUGGACCUGCUCAAAGCUCACCUCACAAAGGAAGGCCGUCUCGAGGAAGCCGUGGCCCUGCGCAUCAUCGAUGAGGGCGCCGCCAUCCUGCGCCAGGAGCGCACUAUGUUGGAUAUUGAGGCGCCAGUCACGGUGUGCGGAGAUAUCCACGGCCAGUUCUUCGACCUGAUGAAGUUAUUUGAAGUGGGAGGCUCUCCUGCGAACACGCGCUACCUCUUCCUAGGGGACUAUGUGGACAGGGGGUACUUCAGUAUUGAGUGUGUGUUGUACCUGUGGUCACUGAAAAUCCUCUACCCAAAGACGCUCUUUCUUCUCCGGGGGAACCAUGAAUGUAGACAUCUGACAGAAUAUUUCACCUUCAAACAAGAAUGUAAGAUCAAGUACUCAGAGCAGGUGUAUGACUCCUGCAUGGAGGCGUUUGAUUGCCUGCCUCUGGCAGCCCUGAUGAACCAGCAGUUCCUAUGUGUGCAUGGGGGGCUUUCACCAGAGAUUCACACGCUGGACGACAUCAAGAAGUUGGACCGGUUCAAGGAGCCUCCGGCGUUUGGGCCCAUGUGCGACCUGUUGUGGGCCGACCCCCUGGAAGACUUUGGCAAUGAAAAGACCCAGGAGUACUUUGGCCACAACACGGUCAGAGGGUGCUCCUAUUUCUACAGUUAUCCAGCAGUGUGCGAGUUCUUACAGACCAACAACUUGCUGUCAAUCAUCAGAGCGCACGAAGCACAGGAUGCCGGGUACCGUAUGUACAGGAAGAGUCAGACUACAGGUUUCCCCUCGCUCAUCACCAUCUUCUCCGCUCCAAACUACCUGGAUGUCUACAACAACAAAGUGACUGAGAUGCUGGUCAACGUUCUGAGCAUCUGCUCUGACGACGAACUCAUGAACGAUGGAGACGAGAUCUAUGACGCCAGUGCAGCGGCAGCGAGGAAAGAGGUGAUCAAAAACAAGAUCCGAGCCAUCGGGAAGAUGGCCAAAAUGUUCUCCGUUCUAAGGGAGGAGAGUGAGAACGUCUUGACCCUGAAGGGACUGACCCCGACAGGCAUGCUGCCCAGUGGCGUUCUCUCUGGGGGCAAACAGACCCUGCAGAGCGCCAUUCGAGGGUUCUCUCCGCAGCAUCGGAUCAGCAGUUUUGAGGAGGCCAAAGGUCUGGAUCGGAUCAAUGAGAGGAUGCCACCGCGUCGCGAUGCCGUCAACAGCGUGGGCCUGUCGAUGGGCCGCAUGAACAUGGGAGAGCCCAAUGGGACCGACAGCAACAGCAAUCUACAGUGAUGGACGUACCUGCCCACGUGCCCAGACACACACAUCUACAGUUACCACACUGACCUGGUCCCAUAUUUCAUAUUAUGUGUACAUAGGCAUAUAUACAGACAAGAAAAAUGCAUCACACACACAGACACACACACACACACACAAUAUUUCCUUUACUAAAUAGGUACAGACAACAUAAAACCCAAUGCAAUUACAUACACACAUCCUGCCCCUUUUCCCGUCGCCAUCAGCUGCUAUUUAAAGGCAUGAGCAUACAUGGACUUUACCACCAAAGGCUCAAUCUCUUCUCUGAACUGAUUGGCCCCAUUUAGAGAACUACAACUCUCAUGUACCUGCACAACCACAGGAAAAGAGUCUCCAAAAAUACUCCCCAUGCAAAGCACGAGCAGCUACUGUUUGCCUUGUACGGAGGGGGGUGGGGGGAUCACCAGCGGGCUGACAGUGACAAGCCUGUGAAGGUGUGCUAUUUGUGAUGGACGGGGUCAAGUUUAAGGGUUGGUGCAGACGGCAAUCGGG